AAUAAAAUGUCCAACAGUAAGGGUGUAUACAAAAAUGUGCCAAAAUUGGAAAAACAUGACGAACCACCGGAAUAUGAAGCGCCGAGAGGCUUCGGGGCACGUCACAUGCAAGUACUCAUCCUCUUCAUCAGCCUGUCCGUCGGUUUUACUAUCAAGUCGCAUCUCAGUGUUGCGAUGGUCGCUAUGACUUCUCAUGACCAUACCUGUACAAAAAAUAUAAGCAGUGGGAAUGAGACCAACGGAUUGAAUGCAACGAGUGUUGAAUGUGACAGGGAGAAAAUUUGGAGUGUUUUUCAGACUUACGAUUGGAAUAAAAAGCAACAGGAAAUGACACUAUUCGCGUUCUUUGUCGGUUAUACAACAAUGAUGCUGCCAAUGGGAAUCUUGGCCCAGAAGUUCGGCGGCAAGAUUCCUAUCAUGAUCGGCCUGGCUGUGAAUGGUGUCACCUCUAUAAUCACACCUUGGAUUGCCUAUUUUACAGGAUGGAUAGGGGUGUGUAUAUGCCGCCUUUUACAAGGUGCAACGCAAGCAGCCUUCUAUCCCAGCAUGCACGCGAUGUUAGGCAAAUGGGCUCCGCUCAGUGAAAGAGGAAGGCUCAGCACUUACGUAUACACAGGAUCACAAUUCGGGACUAUAAUUUCCUUCCAAGUAUCCGGUUUCUUCUGUGGGAGCCCCAUCUUUGGCUGGCCAUCUUCGUUCUGGCUAUGGGGAGGUUUGGCCUUAGUUUGUUUCUGCAUGCUGGCACAGUUUGGCUCCGCUAGCCCUCACCAGCACAAAACUAUCAGUACUGAAGAACUGGUUUGUAUAACGGGUGAAAGUGCUGCUGAUGCAGUCCCAAAGAAGCGGCCAACUCCCUGGAAGCAUAUCCUCACAAGCCCUGCGGUAUGGGCGCUCAUAACAGCACACGCAGGUUCAUCGGUUGGCUACCUGUUCAUCCUCACCCAAUUACCUCUCUAUAUGAACAAAGUUCUCGGCGUUGACAUCAAGAACAAUGGGUUGCUGUCAUCUUUACCAUACAUUUCUAUGUAUAUUAUGGCAAUAGCCUUUGGAAACCUCACAGAUUUCUUAAAGAAUCAAAACUAUAUGAGCCUUAUCAAUAUUAGAAGAUUUUCGAAUACAGUUGGUAUGGUCUUGUCUUCCAUAUUUUUAUUAUGGACGUGCUAUGUAAAUACGACUUGGAUGGCCGUCACCUUAUUGGUCUUCAGCCUGGGGCUGCAUUCUGGAGUUCAUACCGGGUUUCAUAUUAACCAGAUAGAUUUAGCGCCCAACUUUGCAGGUCCCAUGAUGGGGCUGGGCAACAUGAUCGCCAAUUUGUCAUGCCUAUCUAUCCCAUUCCUAGUCUCCAGCGUCGUGGGAGAUGACGUGACAAAUCAACAUAAGUGGCAGACCACAUUCAUCGUUAUGGUGGUGCUGCAGAUCGUAACAAAUACGAUCUUCGUCAUCUUUGUGAAGGUCGAUCUUCAGCGGUGGAAUUUUUACGGCGACGAUGAUGAUGAAAGCACCGAUUCAAAAGAGACGUGA
Cydia amplana is the source of this 1521-nucleotide messenger RNA. It is a transcript of the gene Pi-t1, whose product is annotated as putative inorganic phosphate cotransporter. Gene Ontology annotation, cellular component: membrane. The coding region runs from base 7 to 1521 and encodes 504 amino acids. The transcript is spliced from 11 exons. Lineage: Eukaryota; Metazoa; Arthropoda; Insecta; Lepidoptera; Tortricidae. Gene Ontology annotation, biological process: transmembrane transport; monoatomic anion transport. The record is from RefSeq and is a predicted model, not a curated record. Gene Ontology annotation, molecular function: transmembrane transporter activity.